AUGGGGGAGUACCGGCAAGGCAAAAAUCCCAGAUACAGCAAAAUGCGCUCAAUCCUCAUUAUCCAGCCAAACUCGACCCAGUCAAUGACCGAUGCGCUAAAACCGCUGGUCGACACGCUCCAGUUCAAAGAUACUGCGCACGAAUACUUCACCGCGCCCUCCGGCCCGAAGAGCAUCAAUGACGAGGACGACGCUGUCGAGAGCGUCAAGCACUGCUUGCCCGGGCUGCAAAAGAUCCUCGAUCGCCAUGAUGGCUAUCUCGUUGCGUGCUAUUCCAAGCAUCCUCUCGUACCGAUAUUGAAAAGCGAGUCCGUCAUAAGGGCCGGCCGAACGCCUGUCACAGGCAUCUUCGAAGCGAGCGUGAGCACCAGCCUACAGAUCAUCCAUCCCGAUGAAAAGUUUGGCAUUGUAAGCACAGGCAAGGUCUGGGAGAAUAUAUUAUCGGAAGCGGUUGUGGACUUCCUCGGUACUGGGUCGGAAGCCAGCAAACGGUUUGCAGGUGUGGAGACAACGGGCUUGAAUGCUACAGACUUGCAUGAUGCCCCACCGGAGGAGGUACGGAAGCGCAUGAUGGAUGCCGUCAAGAGGCUGUUGAAGAAGGGGAAGGUUGGCGCCAUCUGCUUGGGCUGCGCGGGAAUGGCGGGCAUGGACAAGAUGGUGAGGGAAGCUUGCGUUGAGGAAUUGGGUGAUGCGGAGGGGAAGAGGGUGCGGAUCGUAGAUGGUGUCAUUGCCGGCGUCGCAUGGUUGGAGGGCGCAGUGCGAUCUGGAUUCUAA
Trematosphaeria pertusa is the source of this 774-nucleotide messenger RNA. Its product is annotated as hydantoin racemase-like protein. NCBI's taxonomy places the organism in Eukaryota, Fungi, Ascomycota, Dothideomycetes, Pleosporales, Trematosphaeriaceae. The coding region runs from base 1 to 774 and encodes 257 amino acids. The record is from RefSeq and is a predicted model, not a curated record. The transcript is spliced from 2 exons.